Messenger RNA from Seriola dumerili (greater amberjack), 927 nucleotides. Its product is annotated as chromosome alignment-maintaining phosphoprotein 1-like. Bases 1 to 927 code for a protein of 308 amino acids. Gene Ontology annotation, biological process: attachment of mitotic spindle microtubules to kinetochore. The transcript is spliced from 4 exons. NCBI's taxonomy places the organism in Eukaryota, Metazoa, Chordata, Actinopteri, Carangiformes, Carangidae. The record is from RefSeq and is a predicted model, not a curated record.
AUGUCCGUCAUCAUUCAAACUCGUGGUGAAGUGGGCGGUGGCGUCGCAGCUCACCUGCAGUGCCCCCACUGUGGCCAUUUCUCCAAGAGCCACGCCCACCAGCUGUCCCACAUGGCGGCCUCCCACCCCGCCUGCCUGGAUGGCGUGGUGGUUGGUCGCCUAGGCAACAUCCUGAUGUACCAGGGCACCGCCCGGCUGUUCCACUGCUCCGACUGUUUCUACACCAGCCGGGACUUCACCAAGCUGUACAAGCACAUCAUCUCCAAACACUGCAUGGACGAGAGGGAGGGGGGAGGAGGGGGAGAGGCAGGAGAUGAUGGGAGUGAUGGGGGAGAGAAGGAGAAGGAGGAGGAAGGGGAGGGAAAUGAAGAGGACGGCGCCCCCCAGAGGCCGGAGGCGAAGGAGAGGAACAUUGAAGGAGACGAAAGCGUUCUGAUGUUCGACGGCGCCGGUUACCGCUGCCUCAUCUGUGGCUGGAAGAACAAGCUGAAAGCUCUGGGCGUCAACCACGUGGUGAGGAAGCACGACAUCCCCAAAGCGUACGCCUCCCAGGCCGUCAGACGGGACGCCGCCCCACCCAAACAGACGCAGAGCAGCGGGGCGGCGGAGGAGGAGGAGGUGGCCGGGCUGAGCGGAGACCUGCUGAAGGAGGAGAUGGAGGCCACGGCCAAGGUGGUGCGCUUCAUCUCCAACCGCUUCGUCUGCCUCAUCUGUGGCUGGAAGACCAAACUCAAAGGUUUUGCCAUCAGUCACGUGGUGCGCAGCCACGACGUGGAGCGUCCGUACAGCUGCAAGGACUGCAAGCGCUCCUUCUUCCUGCCCAGCCGGCUGCAGCAGCACGUCAGAGCGUCUCACCGGCCCGGACGCUACGCCUGCCCCUUCUGCUGCUUCAGGUCCCACUACCUGGGAGGCUGGAAGUCGACGUGA